This is a messenger RNA of Chrysemys picta bellii (western painted turtle), 1050 nucleotides long. The record is from RefSeq and is a predicted model, not a curated record. Lineage: Eukaryota; Metazoa; Chordata; Testudines; Emydidae.
ACUUUUGUGUCUAUUUUUGCAUGGCAGGUCACAGUAAUGAAAGGCAGUAAUCGGAAUAAGGAUCAUUCAACAGAAGGAGAGGGAACUGGGAAACGACCAAAGAGAAAGUGUCUUCAGUGGCAUCCACUACUUGCAAAGAAAAUCCUUGACUUUUCUGAAGAGGAGGAGGAAGAAGAGGAAGAAGAAGAUAUCGAUAAGGUCCAACUUCUUGGAGCUGAAGGUCUAGAGCACGAUGCUGAUGAAACAGAAGAUGAUGAAUCCUCAGAGCAGCGAGCCCGCAGGCCAAUGAACGCAUUUCUUUUAUUUUGCAAACGUCAUCGCUCCCUUGUGCGGCAGGAACACCCCCGUCUGGACAAUCGUGGUGCUACCAAGAUAUUGGCAGAUUGGUGGGCUGUUCUAGACCCGAAAGAAAAGCAGAAAUACACUGACAUGGCCAAGGAGUACAAAGAUGCAUUUAUGAAGGCAAAUCCUGGCUACAAGUGGUGCCCUACAACAAACAAACCUGUGAAAACCCAGUCAUCCACUGUUACAAACAGAAAAAAGCUAUGGGCCUUCCCACCAGAAUCUGCAAAAGAUUUACCAAGCCCCAAGAAAGUGGCAAAGAAUGAAGAAAUGCCUCAGCUGAACUUUGGAAUGGCAGAUCCUACGCAGAUGGGAGGCCUGAGUAUGCUGCUUUUAGCAGGGGAACAUGCUCUGACUGCACAAGAAGUUUCCUCAAGUACUUGCCAGUCUGAUGCAUCUAAUUCUACUGAAGCAUGUCAGAAGUCACCAUUGUUCCAGUUUGCAGAGCUCUCUUCAAGCCCAUCACAACCUGAUGCCCCGGCGGCUGCAAAACAAACAGAGGAGUCAGCACUGUUUCAGUUUGCGGAGAUCUCAUCAAAUACUUCACAGCUGGGGAGUCCUGAGCCUGUAAAGCAUUGUGGGAAGUCAGCACUCUUCCAGCUGGCAGAGGUAAGGUUCCUGUUACCAUCACGAUGUGAAUAUGUGUGCAGAUUUUUCCCAAAACGCAUGGGCUACACAAGUUAGUCUAGCACCAAACUUACCGUUAGC